Molecule: messenger RNA, 732 nt
Organism: Oikopleura dioica
Lineage: Eukaryota; Metazoa; Chordata; Appendicularia; Copelata; Oikopleuridae
Source: the annotation of a GenBank genome assembly
AUGAGUCUCAAAAAGUUAGAGAAAUCAAAAACCGAGACGCUAAAAUUUUACGACUUAUCGAAGCCAUUUUCAAAGGAAAAUGAAGUCUUCGAAAUUCAAGAAGCAAGACGAAAAAGAAUUGAAACAUUUUGCUCGGAAAAACGAAGCGACGAUUUUCUACCUCAAGAUUCCUUACGUUUUACAAAAAUGCCCAAGUUUGAGUCAAUUUACGAAUUCACUACAGAGGACGUCCAAAAUCCACCAGCGUAUAUAAUGACCGAAGACCCUAUCAAGCGAUUUUUGAGAUAUUAUCACGCAAAUGCUCGAUCAUCAACCAAAAAGCCUUCAAAAUUCAUCCUUUCUGCGAUAAAAUGGAAAUACUCAAUCCUCAUUCCUGAUGGAAUAAAGGUUUCUGUUGAUUUGAGCAUCGAUGAAUUCGCGAAGUUUUUUCUUCUGACUGCAAAAUCGAAUCAAACUGAAAUCCCUCUAUCGCUCAAGAAGCAAGUCGACAAAUGCCAUAUUUGCAGCACACAGCCAAAAUUUCAAGCAAAAAUUGAAACCGUGUCAGAAGAUAUGAAAUUUCUGUACGAUCAGUUCAAUAUUCCCGCUCCCCAUCAAAAAGAAAAGGACGAGAAAAAUUAUAUUGACCUGUAUAAACCGAAACUGAGCACGUCUUUACUGAAAGAACUUUUAGAGUUUUACAAAGAUGAUUACUCUACGUUUGAUUACAACGCAGAUCAGUACCUAAAAUAA